Cygnus atratus (black swan) is the source of this 1944-nucleotide messenger RNA. RefSeq names its product grainyhead like transcription factor 2 (gene GRHL2). The transcript has 16 exons. Gene Ontology annotation, cellular component: nucleus. NCBI's taxonomy places the organism in Eukaryota, Metazoa, Chordata, Aves, Anseriformes, Anatidae. Gene Ontology annotation, biological process: neural tube development; regulation of transcription by RNA polymerase II; brain development. The record is from RefSeq and is a predicted model, not a curated record. Bases 1 to 1944 code for a protein of 647 amino acids. Gene Ontology annotation, molecular function: RNA polymerase II cis-regulatory region sequence-specific DNA binding; DNA-binding transcription activator activity, RNA polymerase II-specific.
AUGCCUCUCCUGGCUUUGAAGGUUAGCGCACGUCCCAAAUGCGGCAAGGAGGAGGAGGAAGAUGAGGAUGAGCAGUGGGCUAGCCCCAUCAGCAGCGGGCACAGCAGUAACAAGCGACUUGUGGCCUUAGUGCCAAAUGACACUUCAUUCAACACCAGACGAGCGUACACCAGCGAGGAUGAAGCCUGGAAGUCGUAUUUGGAGAAUCCCCUAACAGCAGCUACCAAGGCUAUGAUGAGCAUAAAUGGUGAUGAGGACAGUGCUGCUGCUCUUGGCCUGUUGUAUGACUAUUAUAAAGUUCCCAGAGAUAAAAGGCUGUUGUCUGUUAACAAAGUGAAUGAUAAUCAAGAAGACCAAGAUAAAAGAAAUUGUCUCAAUACCACGGAAGCUCAGAGCAAUUUGAGCGGGGGAGAGAACCGCGUGCAAGUCCUGAAGACGGUGCCCGUUAACCUUUCCUUGAACCAAGAUCCGCUGGAGCCAUCCAAAAGGGAAUACAACACAAAUGUGUCUGGCAGCUCGACGCCAAUUACAGGGACUGGAGUGACUGUGGUAAAAGCAGAGGAGUUCACCCCUGUUUUUAUGACCCCACAAGCACACUAUGCAAGAGGAGAAAAUGAGGAGCACCGAGGGGUUAUCUUUGAGCCAUACGAAGUGUCCAACAUUGCUCCCCACACAAAUUAUCUCAAAGAUGACCAGCGCAGUACUCCUGACAGUACGUACAGUGACACCUUCAAGGACGGAGGAACAGAAAAGUAUCGCAGUGUGUCAGUGGGGGCUGAGGAAUAUAUUUACGAACAAACAAGCACUUUUCAGUAUACACUAGAAGCUACCAAAUCCCUGCGUCAAAAGCAAGGGGAGGGGCCCAUGACCUAUUUAAACAAAGGACAGUUCUACGCCAUUACCCUGAGCGAGACGGGUGACAACAAAUGUUUCCGGCAUCCGAUCAGCAAAGUCAGGAGCGUGGUCAUGGUUGUUUUUAGUGAGGAUAAGAACAGAGAUGAGCAGCUGAAAUAUUGGAAAUACUGGCACUCUCGGCAACACACAGCAAAGCAGAGAGUCCUUGACAUUGCUGAUUACAAGGAGAGUUUUAACACCAUUGGGAAUAUCGAAGAAAUCGCGUUCAAUGCUGUGUCCUUUACUUGGGAUGUCAAUGAGGAGGCAAAGAUUUUCAUCACCGUGAAUUGCUUGAGCACAGACUUCUCCUCGCAAAAAGGAGUAAAGGGGCUUCCUUUGAUGAUUCAGAUAGAUACGUACAGCUACAACAACCGCAGCAAUAAACCCAUCCACCGAGCCUACUGCCAGAUCAAGGUUUUUUGUGAUAAGGGAGCAGAAAGGAAAAUCCGAGAUGAAGAGAGGAAGCAGAACAGGAAGAAAGGCAAAGGCCAGGCAUCCCAAACCUCGUGUAAUAACUCAGCUGAAGGGAAGCUGAGUGCACUCCCUCUGCAAAAGAAGAGUGAUAUCACCUUCUUCAAAACAAUGACUGACCUGGAUUCCCAGCCAGUUCUCUUCAUACCAGAUGUUCAUUUUGGAAACCUACAAAGAACUGGACAGGUUUACUAUAAUACAGAUGAUGAGAGAGAAGGUAGCAGUGUGCUGGUCAAGAGGAUGUUCCGGCCCGUGGAGGAGGAGUUUGGUCCAUCCCCUCUGAAACAAAUGAAAGAAGAAGGCCUGAAAAGAGUGCUUUUGUAUGUGAGGAAGGAGACGGAUGAGGUGUUUGAUGCUUUGAUGCUGAAAUCACCCACAGUAAAGGGGCUAAUGGAAGCGAUCUCUGAGAAAUACGGGCUGCCAGUUGAAAAGAUUGCAAAACUUUAUAAGAAGAGCAAAAAGGGUAUCCUGGUAAACAUGGAUGACAACAUUAUUGAGCACUACUCCAAUGAGGACACGUUCAUCCUGCACAUGGAGAGCAUGGUUGAAGGCUUCAAGAUCACGCUGACUGAGAUCUAG